Dromiciops gliroides (monito del monte) is the source of this 3455-nucleotide messenger RNA. RefSeq names its product occludin (gene OCLN). The transcript is spliced from 9 exons. Gene Ontology annotation, biological process: bicellular tight junction assembly. NCBI's taxonomy places the organism in Eukaryota, Metazoa, Chordata, Mammalia, Microbiotheria, Microbiotheriidae. Gene Ontology annotation, cellular component: apical plasma membrane; cytoplasmic vesicle; bicellular tight junction. Bases 196 to 1761 code for a protein of 521 amino acids. The record is from RefSeq and is a predicted model, not a curated record.
CUAAACUUGGCCCGCGGGAGUUCUGGAAGCUCACACCCUUCCAGGAAAACCGGGGCUCGUGGGCGAUCAUGCCUCCAGCUCACCAAGCCCCCCUGCAGAGCGCAACAAGACUUCGCCUUAGGUUGUUUGUCUUAUCCUGAAGGAGGCUAAGAGGAAUUCUUCAUUUUGAAGUUCCCUAGACAUUUGAUAUUAACAAUGUCAUCCAGACCAUUUGAAAGUCCCCCUCCAUACAGACCAGAUGAAUUCAAACCAUCUCAUUAUGCCCCAAGCAAUGACUUAUAUAAUGGAGAGAUGCAUGUUCGACCAAUGCUUUCUCAGCCGGCCUACUCUUACUAUCCAGAAGAUGAAAUACUUCGUUUUUACAAGUGGACUUCCCCUCCAGGAGUGAUUAGGAUUUUAUCAGUGAUCAUUAUUGUGAUGUGCAUUGGCAUCUUUGCCUGCGUGGCUUCCACACUUGCCUGGGACAGUGGCUAUGGAAGCCCCUUUCUGGGAAGUGGUAUAGGCAGCUACCCUUAUGGAGGAAGUAGUGGCUUUGGAAGUUUUGGUAGCGGCUAUGGCUAUGGCUAUGGCUAUGGCUAUGGAGGAACUUAUACGGAUCCAAGAGCUGCAAAGGGCUUCUUACUGGCCAUGACAGCAUUUUGUUUCAUUGCCUCAUUGGUGAUAUUUGUCACCAGUGUUAUCAGAUCGGGAAUAUCCAGAUCAAGAAUGUACUUCUUAGUGGUGAUCAUUGUAAGUGCUAUCCUAGGCAUUAUGGUCUUCAUUGCUACCAUUGUCUACAUAAUGGGAGUCAACCCAACAGCACAAGCUUCUGGGUCAAUGUACUCUGCUCAGAUCUAUGCUCUCUGCAAUCAGUUUUAUGCACCUACAACAACUGGACUCUAUGUGGAUCAAUAUCUUUAUCAUUUCUGUGUGGUGGAUCCCCAGGAGGCCAUUGCUAUUGUGCUGGGGUUUCUGGUUAUUGUAGCUUUUGCUUUAAUAAUAUUCUUUGCUGUAAGAACCCGAAGUAAGAUGAACAAAUAUGACAAAUCCAACAUUCUAUGGGACAAGGAAAACGUCUAUGAAGAGCAACCUCCUAAUGUAGAGGAAUGGGUGAAGAAUGUGUCCGUAGGUACACAAGAAGUACCCUCACCUCCAUCUGACUAUGCUGAUAGAGUCGACAGUUCCAUGGCAUAUUCCUCUUAUGGAAGAAUGAAUGAGAAACGGCCAUUUCAGGACUCUUCAUACAAAUCAACACCGGUACCAGAAGUGGUUAAGGUGCUUCCAGUGACUUCACCUGUGGAUGAUUUCAGGCAACCGCGGUACAGUAGCAAUGGUAACUUAGCAACAUCUACAAAGAAACUUCAUGGGAAAGGAAGAACUUCGAAAAGAGCUGACCCAGACCACUAUGAAACUGACUAUACUACUGGAGGGGAAUCGUGUGAAGAACUGGAUGAGAACUGGGACAGGGAGUACCCACCAAUAACUUCAGACCAGCAGAGACAGCUUUAUAAGAAAAACUUUGACAGUGGCCUACAGGAAUACAAAAGCUUACAAGCAGAAAUUGAUGAAAUCAACAAAGAGCUCUCCCGCCUAGAUAAAGAACUAGAUGACUAUCAAGAAGAAAGUGAGGAAUACAUGGCUACUGCUGAUGAAUAUAAUCGACUAAAGGAAGUUAAAGCAUCUGCAGAUUAUAAGAAUAAGAAGAAAUAUUGCAAGCAGCUGAAAAGCAAACUGUCUCAUAUCAAAAAGAUGGUUGCAGACUAUGAUAGACAAAAAUCAUAGUCAGUGACUUGAAGUGUUGAGAGACUGUGGAGUAUAUACCCUUGCCUUCUCUGCAAAUGACUUAACCAAUGUUAUCAGAAGACAAAAUAUCUCUAGAGUGUAAUCAAUGAGAAGAUAUCUCUUUGUGACCUUUCUAAAGUUUUGGUAGCUAAAGCUAAUUCAAUUCAGUGGCAUCAGUGUUUAUACCUUUUUAAUAAUACUUUUUGGUAACUUACCUUAACAUUCUGACAUUAAGGGUUUUAGUCUUUCAAUUUGGGUCCUACUAUUAAGGACUAAAUAAAUCUGUUCUGAAGAUGUAAACCUUAAUGACUUCAAAUGUCACCAGUGCUGUGACUUACACUCCAGUCUUCUUUGUCUUCUCAGCUGAAUAUGUAACCUCAUUGAAAAGCUGUCUCUGCAAUAGAGUUGUUUGAGCUCACAAUCCAGGUGAACUCCAUAUAGAGACUCUGACAAUAUGAAAAAUGAAGUUUUUUGCCUUAAAUAUAUUCCCGUCUACUGUGUAUGCUGCGUUCUAAACCACAGCCCCACUGAUUUCUUCUGAAUGGCUUGAAAAUUGUUUUUAUAAGAGUAAACUAUUUUCCUGAGCUGAUGCUCCAUAACCACAAUUAUGCAAAAAUAACAAGUGUAUUAAAUUUAAAAGUGUAUAUAUUUUACUUUUUUAAUCAGGGCAUUUAGAUUCAUUAUGAUGUAGGUUAGAAUUUUUGUCUUGUACUUUUAAAUGACUGUUGUUCACCUGUUAUGGUUUACAUGUUGUUUUUUGGUUGUUGUUGUUUUUUAACCAAUUAGAUGGUCUGUAUAAUAAAACAUAAAUUACUUUUGUAAUACAGUUAUAACUUGAAUUAUAUCUUGCUGGAAUGUUUAAGCCCUGUACAUAGUUUUACUGAAAAUUCAACCUGGUUAAUUAACAACACACCCUUUUUUUUUUUUUUAAAGUGAGGCAAUUGGGGUUAAGUGACUUGCCCACGGUCACACAGCUAGUAAGUGUUAAAUGUCUGAGGCUAGAUUUGAACUCAGGUACUCCUGACUCCAGGGCCGGUGCUCUCUCCACUGCACCACCUAGCUGCCCCCCUUUUUUGAUAUAAUGUGAGUGCUCACCAUGUUAUUAGGAUGUGGAAAAACCUCGUGCUCAAUGGAAGUAAUUCUGGUGGUAGCAGUGUGAAAGGUUCUAUUCACACUAUGCUGGUUGUGAGUUAUGCUGAUUGUCAGGUUGCCAAGAUUUUGGAUGUGGACAACGGAUUUAUGUGAACACUGGAGAUAAUGGCAGUUUAUGGAAUAGAGAUAUCUAGUGGUGUCAUCCAGUCUAAGUGUGUUUCAUUUGUUCUAAAGUUAAAAGUAGUUAAAUAAAUUUAGCUCAACUGGUGCUGACUGCUGUUCAUCUUACCCUACCACAGUUUAGAAAUGCUCUUAUAAAAGCCCAUGUUGUGCUUUUAUAGAACUAUCCUGACUUAACUUUGCACCUUUAAUCUUAAAACACAAGCUUUAGUGCGUUCAAGACACUUAACAAGUAUGACUUACUAAUGAUGAUGAAGUAUCAUUUCCAAAGACAUGAGUCAUUGGUAAAAGGAUGAAUGUAUCCUGUUUUAUUGGUUAUUGAAUUAAUUUCUUCAAAUUGAAGAAAUUUAUUUUUUGUGUGCUAUAUACCUGAAAACGCAUAGUCCAUUAACCUCAAAGAACAGUAUAUUUAUACCAUAAAC